CGAUUCAUUCUCCAUCUCCACCUCGUCAUCUCUUCUACUACGAAGAAAACAACAAACAAUAAAUCAAUCAAAUGGGUUCUCGAUGGAUUCGACCUGAGGUGUACCCGCUGUUCGCGACGACGGGCGUGGCCGUCGGUAUUUGUGUGAUGCAACUUGUGCGCAAUAUCACGACCAACCCUGAAGUCAGGGUGACAAAGGAGAACAGGGCGGCCGGGGUGCUAGAGAAUCACGAUGAAGGGAAGAGGUACUCCCAGCACGGCGUGCGCAGGUUCUGGCUCUCCAAGCGUCGUGACUACAUGCAGGCACUAGACAACGUGCCCACCGACCCGCCACCCAAGUAGAUCCAAUGACAUAUCGUCCAUGAGAAGACGCCGCUGUGGUUGCUCCAUAUAUCACACAUAUAUGCAUACUACAAGAACAAACAUGCUCCGCCGCGCCUGCUAUAAUCGUGAUUUCCAUUUGUUUACUGUAUCUUUGUAGUCAUGCAUGUACGUUUUUGGGGUUGAAAAGUACCAUUUUGUUUUCUUUGAUAUGAUAUGGUAAUACAUUUUAACAUAUC
This is a messenger RNA of Hordeum vulgare subsp. vulgare (domesticated barley), 559 nucleotides long. RefSeq lists its product as uncharacterized. The record is from RefSeq and is a predicted model, not a curated record. The transcript is spliced from 3 exons. Bases 72 to 341 code for a protein of 89 amino acids. NCBI's taxonomy places the organism in Eukaryota, Viridiplantae, Streptophyta, Magnoliopsida, Poales, Poaceae.